This is a messenger RNA of Rotaria socialis, 303 nucleotides long. Lineage: Eukaryota; Metazoa; Rotifera; Eurotatoria; Philodinida; Philodinidae. The record is from the annotation of a GenBank genome assembly.
AUGGCAUCAAAUUUUCCUAGUGGAGAAAAUGACUCACAACGUUAUUCGGAUAUAGCCGAAGAGCUAAGAACAAGUCCUUCACAUUUCCAAGAUGAGCCAGAGAAAGAAGUGACUGAAACUCAAUCGACUGUGAAGUUAUCGUAUCAACAGAAGGAACUUACUGAUGCCAAGAUGCAGCUCAUUAGGAAUGAAGCACUAAUAGAAGAACAGUGUACCGAACUCGAUCUAUCUGAUGACGAAAUUACCCAUGAAGGUGGAUUGAAUAUAGAAGAGAUUAUCCAGAACAAUCAGGUAACAUUUUGA